Molecule: messenger RNA, 1298 nt
Organism: Neltuma alba
Lineage: Eukaryota; Viridiplantae; Streptophyta; Magnoliopsida; Fabales; Fabaceae
Product: RNA-binding protein 2
Exons: 6
Coding region: 140-922 (260 amino acids)
Molecular function (GO): RNA binding
Source: RefSeq, a predicted model, not a curated record
AACGAGGAAGCGCGAGGGGGGUGAGGGUGACUAACCCAGAAAAGGAAGAAAGUUUAGGGUUUUGGCAAUCUUUCAAAUCGAAGUCCAAUUCAGUCUUCUUUCCCCAAUUUGGGAUUCCUGAUUUCGCUAAUCUUUCACGAUGACGGACGGCUACUGGAAUCGGCAGCAGGCGAUGCAGCAGGCGAUGCAGCCGGCGAUGCUCCCGUCCUCUGCCGUGCUUAAACGACCUCGUACUGAAUAUGAGAUGUCAACUUCUGGCAUGGCUUCAGGUAGUGAGAUGCAGGGUUAUGUUGCUCGAGAGGAUGAUCGAACUGGAUCUCUUGCUAUAAAAGACACAAAAACAAUCUUGUCUGCUUAUGAUCGCUACCUUCAGAGUGUGCAAAUGCCUUCAUAUAAUUCUGGAGAAGCUAGUACAAUGGGCAGUGUUGGUAUGGCAAGGCCUGUUGUCAGUACAAUGCCAGGUCAUUCACUAGCUGAUCCUUCUGUCAUGAGACGCCCUGGGAGUGGUGGCCAUGAUCUCGCACCAAAUGGACGAAAUGUUAAUUUUAGUGGUCAGCUACCAGUGGAUACUGUUCCAAGGCCUGGACCUGAGACAGUACCUUUACCACCAGAUGCUUCAAGUACUUUAUACGUUGAGGGCCUCCCUCCUGACAGCACUAGAAGAGAAGUGGCUCAUAUCUUCCGCCCUUUUGUUGGAUACAGAGAAGUAAGGCUUGUUACAAAAGAGUCUAAAACUCGUAGCGGAGAACCUCUUAUCCUUUGUUUUGUGGACUUUGCAAAUCCAGCUUGCGCAGCAACUGCUUUGAGUGCCUUACAAGGUUAUAAAGUUGACGAACUCAACCCUGAGUCUAGUCACUUACGCCUUCAGUUUUCUCGGUUUCCUGGACCAAGAACUGGGCCUGGAUCUCGAGGUAAGAGGUAAGCAAGAUUGCCUAGGGAAUCUGGAUGAAUGCGAAUCAUAGUGACCAUCUAUAUACAUCUUUAGUGGGUGAGCAUUUUCAUGGAUCUUAGAUAUUUCUCAUGCAAUUUUAAUCACCCCUCCGGCCUGCACUUGUAACAAGGAUUCCCUGAGGUGCACAUAAUAGCAAGAUAGGUUGAGAUCAAGUACAAUUUUAUUUGAGCGAAUCUAACGAGUGGAUGCUUCUGGGAUGUUGUGUUACUUAGUUUAUUAUUGCUGAAUAUUAACUACUUAUUAUUGCUGCAUUUUAACUUGUUAGCUGAUUUAUGUAGGAUUUGCAUUGUAUCGGCUGAAUAAAUGUUUCUUAAAAUCAUUUUAGAGUUACAAGUGUUUGUUUUGG